Molecule: messenger RNA, 1439 nt
Organism: Pogona vitticeps (central bearded dragon)
Lineage: Eukaryota; Metazoa; Chordata; Lepidosauria; Squamata; Agamidae
Product: calcineurin B homologous protein 2
Molecular function (GO): calcium ion binding
Source: RefSeq, a predicted model, not a curated record
CUCCGAAGUUGGGAGGCGCUCCCUGCUCUGAUAUUCCUUCACUCGCUCACUCGCUCGCUCGCUCGGGCACACAGGCACCCUGCAAAUAGCUUCGGCUGCCCUGGAGUGGGACAGGGCCCUUCAGGAUGGGAGCCCUAAACUCCCGGCCCUUCUCUGUUCCUGAGCAGGAUGAAAUCAUGGCAGAAACUGGCUUCUCCCAGGCCAACGUGGAGCGCCUUUACCAGCGUUUCCUGGUCCUGGACAAGGAGGAGAAGGGCUACCUCAGCAAAAGUGAUCUUGAAGGGAUUGGAAAGCUUGCAAUUAAUCCUAUUGGAGACCGGAUCAUCAGUGCCUUCUUCCAAGAUGGGAGAGAGACCGCCGACUUCCGAACUUUUGUGAACGUGCUGGCCCACUUCCGGCCAGCGGAAGGGCCUGGAGGCGCCGAGGAUGUAAACAGCCGGCUUAGCAAACUGAAGUUUGCUUUCCAGCUCUACGAUCAAGACAAAGACGGGAAGAUCUCGAGAGCUGAAUUGUUGGAGGUGUUAAGAAUGAUGGUUGGGAUCCAGGUGACGGACGAACAUCUUGAGAGCAUCACAGACCGGACCAUCCAAGAGGCCGAUAAGGAUGGAGACGGAGCCCUCUCCUUCGAGGAGUUUGCAAAGUCUGUGGAAAAGCUGAACAUUGAACAGAAGAUGAGUCUCCGGAUCCUGAAAUGAUUCUCUCCCCUCCCUUGGGAGAAUGGGCCGCCUGCUUCCAGGCUGAAGGCAGCAGAAGGCAGCCAGGGCAAAAGUGCAGGGGAUCCGAUCAGGUCCCAAAGAGACGCGAAGCCUCCACCGAAUCAAGACCCCUCCAUGAAGAUGGGAAGGGGCUGGUCUAGCCUUAUUUUGCCAAUGGGUGCCCCCCCCCGAAGUGCCUCCAAUGCCUCAGCCGAUCUUCAGCCAGAACUUGUUAGCUCUAUAUAGCAGCAUUUGUGUUAGAAAUGGAUUUACCUUUUGCUUAAUUUUCUGAGAAGCUGAGCACAUCCAGCCAGUUCUUUCUUUUUCUUUUUCUUUAAGGGGGGGUCAGAGAACAAGAAGGGCUUGUUCCUUUUCCACUUACGCUGCACAGAAGAAGUCUUAAUUCCGAGAUUUUCAAGGAGUAUUAUGGAUCAAAUCUUAAAAACGCCUUUCUCUGUCCCACCCCCUUCACAGGCAUGCUCGGUGGGGACCCAGGAGAGGGUCUUCUCUGCUGUUGCUCACAUCCUUUGGAACUCGCUCCCAAUGGAAGCCAGGAUGGCUCCCUCUUGGCUGUCCUUCUGCAAGCAGGCAAAGGCCUUUCUCUUCAGACAAUCUUUCCCUUAAUGACUGACUACCCAAGUGGAUUUUUUAAAAAGGGAUUGUUUAAACUUACUGCUUUGAAUGUGGUUUUGGCCUUGCUUUUGUUUAUGGUUUCUUAAGAGGCCUUUGUUUUAUUUUUUUUUA